This is a messenger RNA of Cantharellus anzutake, 578 nucleotides long. Its product is annotated as ubiquitin-conjugating enzyme 9. Gene Ontology annotation, cellular component: nucleus. Gene Ontology annotation, molecular function: SUMO conjugating enzyme activity. Gene Ontology annotation, biological process: protein sumoylation. Bases 13 to 489 code for a protein of 158 amino acids. NCBI's taxonomy places the organism in Eukaryota, Fungi, Basidiomycota, Agaricomycetes, Cantharellales, Hydnaceae. The transcript has 8 exons. The record is from RefSeq and is a predicted model, not a curated record.
AAAUCACCAACAAUGUCCGGCAUUUCUAGGGCGCGCCUGGCUGAAGAAAGAAAGCAGUGGCGCAAAGAUCAUCCUUAUGGUUUCUAUGCUAGACCAGUAAAGGCGCAGGACGGGUCCCUGAACCUCUUAGAGUGGGAAGUAGGCAUUCCUGGAAAGCAGAAUACGCCCUGGGAGGGAGGCACAUACAAACUCAUUGUGCUAUUUCCUGAAGAAUAUCCCACGAAACCACCCAAGUGCAAAUUCACCCCACCGUUGUUCCAUCCAAAUGUUUAUCCAUCUGGCACAGUGUGCCUGUCCAUUUUGGAUGAGGAAAAGUCAUGGAAACCAUCCAUCACCAUCAAGCAGAUACUGCUCGGCAUACAAGAUCUCCUGAACGAUCCCAACGCGAAUGAUCCGGCGCAAACAGAGGCGUAUACCCUCUUUAAGAAUGACAAAGUUGCAUAUGAGAAGCGAAUCCGCGCACAAGCACGCGAGAACAUCCCGCGGUAACAGUAGAGAGAUUGUUCUGUUUUCCACUUCUGGGCAAAGGUUCAUUUCGCUUUACUCUCGGAUCUUCAGUUGUUUCCCGCUACUUGUCG